Molecule: messenger RNA, 3445 nt
Organism: Lineus longissimus
Lineage: Eukaryota; Metazoa; Nemertea; Pilidiophora; Heteronemertea; Lineidae
Product: baculoviral IAP repeat-containing protein 3-like
Exons: 3
Coding region: 199-1962 (587 amino acids)
Biological process (GO): regulation of cell cycle; negative regulation of apoptotic process; positive regulation of protein ubiquitination
Cellular component (GO): cytoplasm; nucleus
Molecular function (GO): ubiquitin protein ligase activity; cysteine-type endopeptidase inhibitor activity involved in apoptotic process
Source: RefSeq, a predicted model, not a curated record
CAAUCAGUAUCCUCAAUUGAUCUAGGUCAUUACACGUAUUUACAUUAUUCAGGCAAAUAGCAUAUCAAAAUAUCAAAAUCUAGGUUGUGACCUACACACAGAUAACCAGGCAUCGUCUAUCGCAGCUAAAUGUUCAGCUAGAUUUACUGAUUUACAUAUUCCCUGGCAGUAAUUUCCGGGAAGAGUAGUCUGAAAAUCAUGGACUGUACAAGUAUCUCGGCGCCGGUUGUAUAUGCAUUACAUGUUGUAUGUAUCCUCGGGCCGUUGUCAGAAGGAGAGUACAUUCCAACCAAUUCCAAAUGGGACAGGAUUCUGAAGGACGACGAGAUUCGAGACAUUGAGAAACGACAGAAGUUAAUCGUGCUUGAAGAAGAAGGGUGUCUAAAAUAUCCUGCGAAUGGCGUAUCAAGUUCGGCCACGCCUUCAGACGGUCGCAGUAAAGCAGAUGAUUGUGCGUUGCGUAAGGAUUCAAGGUGGAAAAGCGACAAUUCCACCAACAACCAAAGAGGUGAUUGUUUCGCAGAAAGAUCGACGAAUACAACAAAGCCAUUGGUGAAUCGUGAAAACUCUCGACUGACCCAGAACAUACCUACCUUCAAAGGGCCGCUUUCGCGAACACGGAAUAGUCAUAGCUGCAACAAUAUUCUGAGUUCCAGUGUUGUACGUAAUGGUUCAAGCGACGACGACGAGGACUUGUACAGAGAACCACGUGGCAAAGGUGACGCAUCGUCCGCUACAAAUGCCCACCACCAAAUGCAUCAAACAAGGGCUCCUUUGCCAGAUUUCUCGGACAAGGGUCAAAGAACUUUGAGUUUUAGGAACUGGAGUAAUCCACAUCGUUGCAGCACAUCAGAAGCUUCUGAAGCGGGUUUGUUUUACCCCGGUCAUGGCAACGGUUUGUUGUGUCAUUAUUGUGGGGCCUUCGUAGAGCAGUUAACUAGUUCUGACGAUGCCUGGAUUGAACACGCCAGGGUCAAUCCAAGAUGUCAGUUCGUCCGGUCGGCAAAGGGCGAAGGUUUCAUCAGAAUGGUACAAGAAAUGUAUGACAAUGAUAUUGAUGAAGGCACUCUUGAACGGGAAUUGAAUUUAUUGGAAGUAGACGACAGACGACAGCUUCAAGAGACAAAUACAAAUAGUAGACAUAUUGCCCCUCCAACGACGUCCACGUCAGGUGCAGUAUCAUCCACAUCUAAUUCGGGCCGAUCCUCGAACGUAAUAAAAACACCAAGCGCUUCCAAUGACGUUCAGACACCCUAUACCCUGCCCCGUAGGAUACCGCCAAUACCACCAUCUACCAAACCUGCUCCCAAGGCCCAACGCCGACCAAGAACCCAAAAGAGACAGGUUCAAGCCCGGGAGGUCCGUGCUCGUCUCGACCUUGACUGGGCCCAGGAGCUACUCAGAAUGGGUUACUCAAAUGAACUUUUAGGAGCUGUUAUAUCCGAACAGCUCAUCUACGAAGGCGACGAUUUCAAGUCGUUCAAGGACAUGCUGAUGGCGACCAUUGACGCUGCGGACCAGAGAGAUAGUUACCCAGUGAUGCAUUAUGCACUGGGCCUCUCUCAGGAAACCUCCAUGUCCACAUCAGGUGUUGGUACAAAGCCCGUUGACUGUGCCGGUGCCCUUCGGGCUACAGCAUCAAGGACAACAUGUUCUAAUGCUGUCGCAGCGUUGUCGGUGGGGGCCACUUCCUGGACAGAGACGACGACGCCUAGUGGCAAUCGGAGAAACACUUCAACACCGAGCGGACAGAGUAAUAGUGUGACCACUGCAAAUCUUAAAACUGAGAACAGAGAACUCAAGGAGAGAAUGAUGUGUAAGAUAUGUUUCGAUAUGGAAGCCAAUGUGGUAUUCCUGCCAUGCGGCCACUUGGUUGUGUGCGAGCAGUGCAGCAGGAGGGUUAGGGAGUGUCCACUCUGUAGGAGGCCGAUCAGUGGAGUUGUCAAGACAUACCUUUCAUGAAGGGCCUUUUCGAAAACUAGACAAUGCAGAUCUAGCAAUAGAGUAUCUAGCUGCAAUAGCAACAGUUAUUUGGGAGGCUCUCAGAGUGGCCAAAAAUAAUGCUACGCAUCGGAAAAUGGUAACAUAGCUAUGCCUUAAAGACACAUCACGCCAGUAUUUGUCCAAUUGUGACUUCUGUGACCUUUGAAAACCACAGGAUCACCCAGGAGACCAACAAACAUUUUGAAGGGAAAAUUCGCUCACUCAUUUAAAGAGAAUAUUAUUAGUGCGCUCGUCAUCCUCAUGUUUACUCAAUUGCUGCUUGAAGAAAGGCUAUAACCGGCAUCUGUCAUCACGCUACGGUAAAUAUAAUGAUCCCUGCAACAAUUUCAUGAUUAACGAAUGUCUCAUUAACACCCGCCAAGGACAUUCGAUGCGUGAUGUUAACACACGACAGCAUUUGAGUUCUUAGCGGACGUAAACGAGCGAAUCUGUCAAUCUCAUAAAAUCAUUUUCUCCCAAAGUAAAAGCUAAGACCUCAACGACGUUUUCUGAAGAGGACGUAAUUCACUCUAUAUUUAACUCAACUGGGAUUAUUCUAAAAUCACUCCCACUUUAGUCGAUACCAAACUCUUAGAAUAAAGGUUAAUAGCCUUGAAGCAAAAAAAAUUGUUUGUGAAUUGAAAAUGCAGCACCGGUGCACAUGCGACAUGAUACUGCAUUGAAAAGCAACUCAGCACUUCAUUGGCGGACUAAUGCGCCAUUCUGGCUGAUGAGAUGUAAUAUACAUUUAUUGAACCAAAAAUGCAUCGAUAACAUUCUCAUACAAAACUAAAUCCGCGAUAUUUUGUCAUCAAUGUGAUCAUACUCAAGUUAUAUAUUGUCAUACCAUGAUAUAUAAUUCGAAUCCUCAAUCCGUUCAAUUACAUUUAAACCAAAUAUGCAAUAAACACGACAUUUCGUAAUCUAAUUUUUUCUCCAUUAACCUGAGAUCUCAGCUGGUCGUUGGAAACCUCAAUUGUGUUACUGAUUUUCUUACAACGACUGAUUUGCCAUGACACCUGCGCAUGGUAGGGAGACACAAAGAAAUGAUAUUCUAAUCCGUAUUUACAUUACAAUCUUCAAGAAAGCUGCAACGUUUUUAACAACAGAAAGUGAUGAAUAUUUCGCAUCAAGUUUAACCCUUUGAUAAACAUCUUCGCUUUGAAAUGUCUCAUGCUUUAGCCUAUCUUUGCGCUAAAAACUCUAUCACCCUGGAGUUAUCUAGUCCGAUGCAAAAGACGUUGAUUCGUAUCGACUGGUGGCUUUCCGAUCUGACAAGUCUGAAGACAGCCGCGGAAACGAUCAGAAUCCCGUAUGACAGUUGAUGUUCUUUACUCAUCUCCAAGUGCUUAUAGGCGAUCAGUUUGACUCUAAAUGCUAUCAUGUUUGUAAGAUACUAUUUGUUGUGUAAUUCGCUCUUACUUUUGUACGAAAUCAGAGUUUUCGUGAUUGAUUGGUUUAU